Molecule: messenger RNA, 1419 nt
Organism: Diuraphis noxia (Russian wheat aphid)
Lineage: Eukaryota; Metazoa; Arthropoda; Insecta; Hemiptera; Aphididae
Gene: twf
Product: twinfilin actin binding protein
Biological process (GO): positive regulation of neuron projection development; actin filament depolymerization; regulation of lamellipodium assembly
Cellular component (GO): actin filament; myofibril; cytoplasm
Molecular function (GO): actin filament binding; actin monomer binding
Source: RefSeq, a predicted model, not a curated record
GUAUAAUAUUAAUUUUAAUAGUAUACUAUAUUAAAAUAAAAUAAUAAAUAAUAACUAUUUAUUUUACUCAUAGUUAUUUUAGCAGUUAUUUAAUCACCUUCCCGAUAAUAAUAAUCAAUCAAUAACUAGAAAAUAACAGAGAACAUUCGUAUUAUUCAAUCCAACGAAGUUGGACUGAAAACUAAAUUUUACCUACGUGCGAAUCGUUUGACCUUUUACUUCUGUGAUUUGUUUUAUGAAAAAAUGUCACAUCAGACAGGAAUUAAAGCAAAUGACGUUCUAAGAAAGUUUUUCAGCAAAGCAGCAUCAGACAAGAGUGUUCGGGCCAUUAAAGUGUCAAUUGUAGAUGAAGAACUCUCUCUAUCUGGUCAUGAAAAACAUCACAAAUCAUGGAAAGAUGAUUUUGAAAAAGUUGUCAAACAGUUUAUUCUACAUGAUGUACCAUGUUAUGUAUUAUAUAGAUUUGAUGUAAAAAGUGACACAAAAAAUUAUGAUUGGUUACUUAUAAGUUGGUGUCCCGAUGUAGCUCCUAUUCGACAAAAGAUGUUGUAUGCAUCUACAAAAGCGACACUCAAACAAGAAUUUGGUAGUGCUAAAAUUAAAGAAGAGCUUCAUGGAACUGUCAUGACUGAUGUUACACUUGAUGGUUUGGAACAAAGUCGAUUGUCUCAAAAAGCACCAGUACCCUUAACUAUCCGUGAAGAAGAAAUUGCUGAACUUCGAAAAUCUGAGGUUGGACAUAGUACUUCAGUGUCUAUUGAUAGUCGAUCACAAGCAGUAUCUGGUAUCAAGUUUCCUAUGUCAGUGGCAGCUGUAACAGCACUUUCUAUAUUUGUGGAUAGUAGUGAAAUAAACUAUGUACAGUUUUACAUUGAUAUGGCUAAAGAGAGUAUUGAAUUAGCUACUUCUGGCAAUGUUUCUGUGAGCCUUCUCAAUGACCAAGUUCCUAAAAAUGAUGCUAGGUAUCAUCUUUAUAAGUACCAACAUAAAAGAAAUAGUACCCAAACAAACUCUGUUUUUUUCAUUUACUCAAUGCCAGGAUACUCAUGUCCCAUAAAAGUGAGAAUGUUAUACUCCAGUUGCAAAUCGCCUUUCAUCGAAGAAUUAGAAAACUUAUAUAAAUUAAAAAUUGAUAAAAAAUUGGAAAUAGAUAAUGAUGAUGUUAUCAAUGAGAAAUAUUUAUUAGACGAACUAUACCCAGAAAAAGAAUCUGAUAAACCAAAAUUCAGUAAACCCAAAGCUCCAGGACGAGGUGUUCGAAGAAUUAUAAAGUCUAAUGAAUAAGUAUUAAUUUUAUUAAUUUAUUUAUCUAUUUAUCUAUCUAAUUAAUGUUAUACAACUAAUUAUUUUUUUUCUUUAUCAGAAAUAUCUAUGUUUGGUCUUCCAUUUUAUUUUAUUAAAUUUAAAUACUUAUUUAUA